AUGGGUAGUGUUGUCAUUUCGUUGAGUCACACCACGAUCCUAUUUGUAAUCGCACUGAUUUGUUGCCAAUUCUGUACUUUGAUAGAUACAGUUAGCGACUUUUUCAAAUCAAGUUCAAAACUUCUAGUUAGCAUCAAGCAUCCGUUAUCCUUUAAGAAAUCGAUAAAUAUUGAAAAACUUGUUGACGCUGUAAGUCAAUUGAUUUCGACUUCGGCUGAAAUCAACGGGAUUUAUACUCACCAAUUACUCAUCGUUGUCCUCAUGUGCUAUGUGUCUAUCACCUCACAUCUUUAUUAUAUCUACCUAAACGCCAGUUCUAAUAUUGCUUUGAAACAUUUCUAUAUUCCUGGAGACUGCUUAAUGAUCCUAUAUCGCUUUUUUCUGAUUUGGCGAACCAUUCAUUCAGCAACUUCAAUUUCCUAUAAGUCCAAGGAAUUUAACGUUCUGCUCUACCAGCUCAUGAUUGAAGACACCACCAAUGAUUUUCUACAUAAUGAAAAGUUGAAGUUGCACAUUGCGAUGAAGAGAGAAGUCGUGUUUACUGCUUGUGGCUUUUUCAAAUUGGAUUACACUUUGCUACAUUCAAUGAUCGCUUCAGUUACAACAUAUUUGGUUAUCUUGAUACAGUUUGGAGAACCUGUGAACUAG
Molecule: messenger RNA, 648 nt
Organism: Nezara viridula (southern green stink bug)
Lineage: Eukaryota; Metazoa; Arthropoda; Insecta; Hemiptera; Pentatomidae
Source: the annotation of a GenBank genome assembly